AUGGCUGUGCACACAAGCAACGACAAUCUCCAGACCAAGCCCAUGCCCGAGGCAAGGCGCAAGCUGCCGCGCUGGUUCAAACGCCGCCUCGAGCUGCGCGUGCCCAUGAUCCAGCUGCGAUGCGCCCUUGCCCACAUCAGCCGCAUCCGCGCCGACUCCGAGGGCAUCGACAUUGAUGACUUCAACCGCCAGGUCGCCAAAGACAUGGCCCACAACUACGUCGAGACACAAGGCUUACCUGUGGCUUCCGUUUUCAAGCCGACGCUGCGCAUCGAGCUCGUCCCGCCGAGUGCCCAGACUCCCUGCCCGAAGAACCUCGAGGCGACGCUCGCGCACCUCGCUGAGGAACAGUUCAUGCCAACCUGGCAUGCCCAGGAUCUUCUUCUCCAUGGCGACGCCCCCUUCGGCUGCCUCCUCGUCAACCAUGAACCCUUACCCGCGACACCCAACAUGCUCCUCCACUGUGAGCUGUAUUCCGCCCUAUCGCUCCUCCGCCGUCGCGUCGACAACCUUGAGGACGAGGGUCGCCCGGAAGAGACGCCGCAUGAGCUUGCACCCCCGGCCGUUAUAGUCACUAUCGCCCAGGAGAAGCUGGCCACUCCCGCAGAGGACAAUGAGAUUGAUCUCACCGCCCCCGAGCACGAGUUUAUUCCUCCCAGGCUAUGUGUGCGUACCAUCCGCGCGUCGUUCGAAGACGUCCCGCUUCCCAGGGACAGCGACACCGAGUUCGUCCUAAAGAUCGAGGUCGGCAAGAUACUCGACAUGACGGACGUGCACCGUGUACAUGAAUGGACGGUCGAGGACCGCGCACGCUGGGUCGAUAAAGUCGGCGUACUAAUGCGCCACGUGUUGGACCCGCGUCUUGGUAAGGCGGCGGCGACGGAGCAAGAGAUGCUGGAGCAGGAGAAGACGUCAGAGAGCCUGUCAGAGAGCUCGGAGACGCCAACCCAUGUCGCGUCCGAGGAGGCUGAGUCGAGUAUCCCCGAAGUGAGCUUGUCUCUUUACCGGGAGAUAUGA
Hirsutella rhossiliensis is the source of this 1017-nucleotide messenger RNA. RefSeq lists its product as uncharacterized. Bases 1 to 1017 code for a protein of 338 amino acids. Lineage: Eukaryota; Fungi; Ascomycota; Sordariomycetes; Hypocreales; Ophiocordycipitaceae. The record is from RefSeq and is a predicted model, not a curated record. The transcript is spliced from 3 exons.